AGUAGCUGCUGGAAGCCUGGUCACUGGCCCUGCCACACAGAACACGUCUGUAGGGCUGUUGUCGACCUGUGCUUCUUUUAUAGGCUUUCCACUUCGGUCUGGAUUUUUUUGCUUUAUUGGAGGCAGAAAUAAUUGGGAAUUCAGUGAAAGAGAAUAUGACUACCUAGCACAGUCCUUGGUAGACAGGAAGCACUUUGUAAACAGUGCUUCACAUCACAUUCUCAGGACGAAAUGAAAGUGCCUGGGGCUGGUCGGAGGAAUUGAUAGUAUUGACAACAACGACAGCAGCAGAGGUGACACGUAGCAAACCAUCCUCGAGACGUUGGGUGCCGCUUUGGUGCGUUUAUGUCGGUGCUCCUUCCUGAAGAUGUGCAACUGGUCAGACUUGUCUGCACAGCCUUUUGCCUCGUGCACUGAUAACCAUGUCCAUGGGAAAGGCACUUUCUUUAUGAAGGGGCCACACUUCCAGGGAUACAGCUUGACCCACAGAAUGUGAGAUAAAGAAGCUCCGUAAAAAAAAAAAACAAAAACUUCCACUUUAAUGCAAGAGAAGGAGAACUUGGUGAGAACAAGCAGCUCGGCAGCUUCGGUUUUUCAGAUAACAGACUUGAGAGUAACACUUGGGAGUCCGUUUCCCUUUUUAUUUUAGGAAGUGCUCUAGAGAGAAAACAGAGAUCUUUCUGCUAUAAGAAGUUCUCUCUUCAAAGCAGCAUCAUGCCCGGAAUAGAAUUUUCUCUUAGAAUUUUCUCUAAGCUAAGUGGAAAACUCUAGAAUAAAAGAUUUUUACCUUUAAAGCCUAUUUGGGGGAAAGGCUCGCAUCAUACGUGUGUGGAAGAGUUUUCCUGCACGUUUUUUUCACUUUCAAUUUAGUUUUGCCUUGAAAGAAUUCGGGGGAAAGGAUAACAUUAGUGGUAAUUUUUAUUUGGAAACUGAAUCUGAAGCAUGCCGGACUCGUGAUCUUGCCAUGUCUGUGCUUGCUGUCUCUGGGCUGUGAACCCCGCUUGUCCUGGGCGCUGGGUGUUUUCCCUUCCUCUGCCUUUUCAAGCGCAGUGCACCGGAGGGUUUUGAUGACCCAGCUGGGACCGCCGACUGCAGCAGCCAGCAGCUGGGUUGUCUUGCUUCCAGCAGCCAAACUGCUUCUCUGCCACCUUUCUUCCUGAUUUAUUUUAAACUUAAAAAAAAAAAAAAGGAAAAAAGGGCACUCCACCACUGCAAAUUAUACAUUUAUUUGCAAGUGUUGAUUUCAACUAGAGAUGAGCCCUCUCUCCUGACACUUUUUCCCCUGCUGGAUUUUGGGCUCUGGUUUCUGAUGACAUAGUCUGGGUACUGCAGCCACUAGCCUCAGAAGGAGAAUUACAGAGGGAAUCCCCGCGUAAAUUACGUAUUGCCUUUUGCAUCAGUAGCCUGCUUGGAAAUGUUCAAACUGUCAACCGGCGAGACUCCAGUGCUGUGGACAUGGGUUUGAAUGAGUUGAUCACCUAGGGGCUGUUCAGAAAGCCAUGCUCUGGUUGCCAUGGAGCCCUUCUGUCCGCUCCUGCUGGCCGGUGUUAGCCUGCCCCUCGCCAAGGCCUUCAAGGGCAACGAGACCACCACCGCGCAGAGCAACUGGACCUCCACGACCGCAGGCGCUCCGGCCCCCGGCCCUCCGGCCCCCGGCGCGCCCCAGCCCCUGCUGGCCUGGCUGCUGCUCCCCUUGCUGCUGUUCCUGUUCCUUGCAGCCUACUUCUUCAGGUUCAGGAAGCAGAGGAAGGCAGUGGUCAGCUCCAACGACAAGAAGAUGCCUAAUGGAAUCCUAGAAGAGCAAGAGCAGCAAAGGGUGAUGCUUCUCAGCAGGUCCCCCUCGGGGCCCAAGAAGUACUUUCCCAUCCCCGUGGGGCACCUGGAGGAGGAGAUCCGGGUCCGCUCGGCGGAUGACUGCAAGAGGUUUCGGGAGGAGUUCAAUUCGCUGCCGUCCGGACACGUACCAGGAACUUUUGAGCUGGCCAAUAAGGAAGAAAACAGAGAGAAGAACAGAUACCCCAACAUCCUUCCCAAUGACCAUUCCAGGGUAAUUUUAAGCCAGGUGGACGGAACCCCAUGUUCAGACUACAUCAAUGCUUCAUACAUAGAUGGUUAUAAAGAGAAGAAUAAAUUCAUAGCAGCUCAAGGCCCUAAACAGGAGACAGUGAAUGAUUUCUGGAGGAUGAUCUGGGAGCAGAAGUCUGCAACCAUCGUCAUGUUGACGAACCUGAAAGAAAGGAAAGAGGAGAAGUGCUAUCAGUACUGGCCGGACCAGGGCUGCUGGACCUACGGAAGCAUCCGGGUGUGUGUGGAGGAUUGCGUGGUCCUGGUGGAUUAUACCAUCCGGAAGUUCUGCAUUCAGUCCCUCCCCGAUGGCUGCAAAGCCCCUCGGCUCGUCUGCCAGCUGCACUUCACCAGCUGGCCCGACUUCGGAGUGCCCUUCACCCCCAUCGGGAUGCUCAAGUUCCUGAAGAAAGUGAGGACACUCAACCCCACGCACGCCGGGCCCGUCGUGGUCCACUGCAGCGCGGGCGUGGGCCGGACGGGCACCUUCAUAGUGAUCGAUGCCAUGAUGGACAUGAUACACGCCGAGCAGAAGGUGGACGUCUUUGAUUUCGUGUCCAGAAUCCGCAAUCAGCGGCCUCAGAUGGUUCAGACGGACAUGCAGUACACGUUCAUCUACCAAGCCUUACUGGAGUACUACCUCUACGGGGACACCGAGCUGGACGUGUCCUCCCUGGAGAAGCACCUGCAGACGCUGCACGGUGCCACCACCCACUUCGACCAGGCCGGGCUGGAGGAGGAGUUCCGGAAGCUGACAAAUGUCCGGAUCAUGAAGGAGAACAUGAGGACAGGCAACCUGCCGGCCAACAUGAAGAAGGCCAGGGUCAUCCAGAUCAUCCCGUAUGACUUCAACCGCGUCAUCCUUUCCAUGAAAAGGGGCCAGGAGUACACGGAUUACAUCAACGCGUCCUUUAUAGACGGCUACCGGCAGAAGGACUACUUCAUCGCCACCCAGGGGCCCCUGGCGCACACAGUGGAGGACUUCUGGAGGAUGGUCUGGGAGCGGGAGUGCCAUACGAUCGUGAUGCUGACCGAGGUCCAGGAGAGAGAGCAGGAUAAAUGCUGCCAGUAUUGGCCAACAGAGGGCUCAGUGACUCAUGGAGAAAUAACGAUCGAAAUAAAGAGCGAUACCCUUUCUGAAGCCAUCAGUAUACGAGACUUCCUGGUCACUUUCAAUCAGCCCCUGGCCCGCCAGGAGGAGCAGACCCGGGUCGUGCGACAGUUCCACUUCCACGGCUGGCCGGAGAUCGGGAUCCCCGCCGAGGGCAAAGGCAUGAUCGACCUCAUUGCGGCCGUGCAGAAGCAGCAGCAGCAGACGGGCGAUCACCCCAUCACCGUGCACUGCAGUGCUGGAGCUGGGCGCACAGGGACUUUCAUAGCACUCAGCAACAUUCUGGAACGGGUCAAAGCUGAGGGACUUUUAGACGUAUUCCAAGCUGUGAAGAGCUUACGACUUCAGAGGCCACAUAUGGUGCAAACCCUGGAACAGUAUGAAUUCUGCUACAAAGUGGUACAAGAUUUUAUUGAUAUAUUUUCUGAUUAUGCUAAUUUCAAAUGAAAAUUCCUGCCUUAAAAUAUUUUUUAAUUUAAUGGUCAGUAUAUUUUGUAAAAAUCAUGUUAAUUUAUUUCAUAGUUGACAUUAAUAUCCUCCUAAUUUCUUUGUAUAUAUUUUGUUAUGCUUAAAGGCCACCUGCUGUAAAGUUAUUAAAUCUUAAAUACCCCUUUUAAAAACUGGAAUAAUGUAUUAAGGUCAAAUAAUAUUCCAUAAAAUAUAUAUUUCUGCUAAUAUCAGUAAAAAUAUUUUAAUUUUUCAUUAGAUUCAUAUCAUUUCAUUUCACACAGUCAGCACCUCUAAAUGUUAAAAAUCUUAAUAUGACAAGUGUGUUUAUUUAUGCAAGAUACUAACCACAACUUCCUUAGAAAACAGUCGAGGACUCAGAAAUCGGUGGAAAAUACAUUUUCCUGACACUGAUUUUACAGCCCUGAGCAGUGGCAGGAUUUUUUUGUUUUUUUGUUUUUUUUUGCGGUACGCGGGCCUCUCACUGCCGCGGCCCCUCCCGCCACGGAGCACAGGCUCCGGCCGCUCCGCGUCAUGUGGGAUCUUCCCGGACCAAGGCACGAACGCGUGUCCCCUGCAUCGGCAGGCGGACUCUCAACCACUGCGCCACCAGGGAAGCCCCCCAGUGGCAGUUUUGUGAAAGCAAACUGUUUGUGAAGAUACAGUGUAAAUAGGGAAUUCUGUAGUCCUCAGUCUCAACCCACGUGGUUCAUCUUUACAUUUUAAAGAUCAAAGAAGACUUUACAACCUGAGUCCAAGUCUAAAACACACUGGAGUAGUCAGUGACUAUAUAGUAAUACUUAAAAAUGCAUUUAUUCAAGGCUGUGUCGUGCCAUCUUGGCCAGAUGAGAAAGAUGUAAAGGCCAGUGGUCCAGUUCGCACGGGCCUUGGGUCCGGCAAAACCAGUUAUCAGAGUUUCAGUCCCACGGUGCUGGGCGCUGCUUGCUGUCCGUCUGUCUGAGAAUCACACCCACUGCACUUCUCACUACCCCCUGCCUCCCGGCCCCCGCCAUUCUGCCCUGCUUGUCGUGAGCUGUGCCUCAAGGCAUGACAAAAAACCACUUCCAUUCCAAAAGGUCAGAUAGAGCAUCUGACACGCAUGGAAGCAAGGGGCUCCCGCCUGGUAGAAACAGUUGGGCAGCCACAAGCAAUUAUGCUUUAAACUUUCUGAGAAGCAUUUUGGUAUUUAAAAAUCUCUUGUAAAUGCUAAGACUGUUUGUAAGAAAAGAAAUCUUAAAAUCUAGAUUUAUACAGUUUUUUUUAAAGUCCCACUCCUCGAUAUUUAAUAAAAGAAAAAGAGAAAUCCUUAAUCUAAAGGCUAAUUUAUUUUUGAAUGGUUACUAGUGAGACCUCUGACACUGGAUAAUAAUGAUCUCACUGCCAGACAGGAUUGGCUUAUGGGGCAAAAAAAAAGAGAAGGGAUGAAUGUAAAAAGGUUUGAUUUAAUGGCAGUGAUCUGUCUGUGGCUGUUAGGUACCUAGCCGAUGAGCACAAUAUAAAAAAACGACAUCUGAAAACAUUUAACAUGUGCAUUUUUGGGUACACUUUUUGCUUUUUAAAAGAGAUGUGAAUGUGAAGGCCUUUAUUUGAUAUUUCCACUGGUAACUGAUUGCACAAGGGUAACCCAGGGUAAGUUACGUCCUAAUAACAAGCCCGCCGGUAAUCAAGCUUCUGCCACUCCUCCGAGCCCCACCCAAGGGUCAGAUGAGGUGCCCAGCUGGACGGACAAAAGCACAACUUUGUGAACGCUGCCAUGGCCACCAGCCUGCAGCCCUGAGCUCCACACACAGCUGAAUGCGUCCCUCACCCUUCUGGGUACAAUGAUUAUGCAUUUGGGUCGAAGAGAAAAUGGAGGGAGCUUUGCGAGAUGCACCUGGUGGCCCUGUUUGUUUUCAUUGUUAAAGUCCCAAGCCCGAAGCCCUUCUUGACUAAAGGGGAGGAGAGAAAACUGAGCACCAAAGCCUAGAAACAGAGCCGGUGUUUGUGGUGAAGGCGACAUAUAGGGGUCGAGACGCCUGGAUUGGGGUCCAAAUUUAGGAGCCUUUAGUGAGAAUCCUUCAGGCCCUUCAAUGGUCUUACUGGCAUCUCUUGUCUUGAGAUUAAGGUAGACCUUCUCGGGGAAGCGCCCCGUUUGUGUGUUCUUCUGCCCCCUUGUGCAUCCCCCUUGUCUGCUGCGGUUCCGCCCUCAUGGUUCUGAGAACAGAGCGGAAGCCACUGUCCCUGGGUUGCAGGACCCCCUCCGCCUUUGGGGCAGUUCUUGCCUCCCAGUAGCUGCAGCCUCCUAGCCUCGGCCCCGGUUCCGGUUCAGACAGCCUUGGUGGGCGCUCCGGGACUCCUGUCCUCUCUGUCUCGCUGGGAUAGUUUGACUCUUCCUCCCCUUCGGUGAGAGAAAGUCCAUUGUACAUAACAAAACGGCGCCAGGCUGGUAAAGUCAUUUUUCUUUGCCAGUUUUCUCCGUUGCAUGCGGCUACAUUCAAACGCCAAAUAGCGAUUAGAAGACGACCAUUCUGAUCUCCUUGCUUUUAUCAGUCACUGUGUGACUCACUUUACUGUUUCUCUCCAUGUGCUCUAUGAAUGAAGAAUGCAUACCAGUGUUUUAAAAGGUAUUUUUAUGUGUUUUUUAAAACUUUUUAAAACGAGCCUGACACCUCUGUUUUAGCAUUUGGAGUCACGCCCAUGUUAUUUUUUAAAAUGUGUGAUUACUGAUACUUCUGUUGUGUUUGUGUUAAUUUAUGUGCAAUCUUGAUAAUAUAUGUAUGUAUUCCGGUUUCAUUUUUUCUUUUAUUCCAUUUAUCACUUGAUCUUGCACUGAUUAUGAUGCCAGUGAAUGCUGCUGAAUUCUGUGUAUAUGCAAAUUGCAACAUCCAAAACAUUCUGAUGCGAGGAUAAAUCUUUACUUUGA
Messenger RNA from Globicephala melas (long-finned pilot whale), 6524 nucleotides. It is a transcript of the gene PTPRE, whose product is annotated as protein tyrosine phosphatase receptor type E. Gene Ontology annotation, biological process: protein dephosphorylation. NCBI's taxonomy places the organism in Eukaryota, Metazoa, Chordata, Mammalia, Artiodactyla, Delphinidae. Gene Ontology annotation, molecular function: protein tyrosine phosphatase activity. The record is from RefSeq and is a predicted model, not a curated record.